AUGGACCAGUAUUGCAUCAUGCCAAGAACCAGUCAAGAACUCCAACAUCAAGCGCAAGCCUAUGGUGUCGUCUCUUCUAGGAGAAUAUCCCUGCCCGACAAGUGCUCCUCUGCUCAAUACCGUACCGAAAGCCUUCAAUCCGUCGGUGAACCACUUUCCAACGUUUCUGUAUUUCGAACAUCAGCAAUAGCCACAGCAUUAGCAAGUGAGCUGGAAAGUUCACACAGAGAUAAUAAAUGGGCAUCAUCUUUACCGUGUGAUACAACAGCGAAAUAUUCAAGCCUCACAUCCAGGUCACGCACAGAACAUCGCAAGAAAGCCAGUGACUGGACUCGAGGUGACAAAAUUUCACAUGCCAACAGGCGAAAACAACAGGUUAGACUGCCUGGCUUCCACCUCAAGGUUCCAUUUCUAACAGCAAUAGCAAUUGACUUCCGGGCGCAAUGGUCCAACUUCAUGCACAUCUUGCCAUGUAACAGAGACACCCAAAUGGCGCAAGGGUCCCCUUGGACCCAGCACACUCUGUAA
Messenger RNA from Fusarium graminearum PH-1, 528 nucleotides. RefSeq lists its product as uncharacterized. The record is from RefSeq and is a predicted model, not a curated record. The transcript has 2 exons. NCBI's taxonomy places the organism in Eukaryota, Fungi, Ascomycota, Sordariomycetes, Hypocreales, Nectriaceae. The coding region runs from base 1 to 528 and encodes 175 amino acids.